CAUUCAAUUAUUAUUUCCAGUCUCGCACUCUUCAUUCAACGUUGUGCAUCGACCGAGUCGAUUUGUUCGACGGAACUCUACUUCGUGAAAUGACAAAGACUAAAAAAAACAUGUAAAUUCUAACAGAAAACGAGAAUAUAAUAUGUUAAAAUAAAGUGACAAGAUUUUUUUAAACGUUUUUAAAAUACGUCCAUUCUAUUUUAAAUCGCGUCCGACCUCAAUCGUGUUUAUUUAUGUUUUGUGAGUGGGUAUCUUUGUGUGUUUGUUUUGCAAACAGUUAGUAUACCCUACAAUUUAAAAGGUUGUGCAUUAAAAUGUACAUAAUGCAAUGAUAGUAAUGUGGUUGCUGCUGUGAGGAUCGCUAGGGCAGCGACAUGAUGUGGAAGGUGGUAGUGUUCUGUGUGCUGGUGGGUGGAGGCGUGACUACGGGACAGUCAUGGCUGGAUAACAUAACCGACAACCUGCUGGAAGGCACGUUAAAGGAGAUGCAGUCAUCGGUCGUGAACUACUCGAAGCCGGUGAUCAAUGUAACGUACAUGGCUGAUUUCGAAUUCGACAUGCGAGCUAUGGGACACCUCUACAACUCCACUCAUAUGAUCAUCGACUUUAUUGCUAACAAACAGGCGUACCCUGAAGGGAUUGUGUCGGUAUCCGACGGGAACGUGGAAUUUGCAUCACCACGUGAAGAAUGGCGCACCCUGCUCGCGCACUACGCGGGCCCGGUGGCGGUGGCGGUCGUUGUGUUACUACUGGUUGUGCUGCUUCCACUCACUGGGCUGUUCUGGUGCUGCUGUCAAUGGUGCAGAGUGGGACGACGUCGCAGACCUUUUGAUCGAAAAUAUGACGCCUGUUUUAAGGGUAUCUUAGCGAUCGUGUUUAUAGGACUUCUUACAUUGUUCCUGUUUGGUGUCGUGUGUGCGUUCGCGACGGACUCUCAGAUUGAGAGCGGCGCAAGUGGCACGCCUGACGUUUUGCGUGGUGGUCUGCGCGACGCGCGGUCGUUCUUAGACGCGACGCAAGCACAUGCGCGUCACUUGCUUGUUGACAAUUACCGUGAGCUGGAGGAGCAACUGGCGGCCACGUUGACGGGCAGCGGUCGCGCUGUACUACGCAAGCUGGAUGACUUUACGAGCGCCACAUCCGUGCGUAAGCUGAGCCAUAUGGCGGCUCAGCUGGAACGCGUGCCGGCUGAAUUACGUGCCGUGCAGCGCGCCACUGCGGACCUGCGCGCACGUGCUGAGGAGCUCAACGCUGGUCUGCGUCAAGUGAAGUCCUCGCUGCUACGUACUUUGGCGCGCUGUCAGGAGCGGCAAUGUGUGCAACUGCAAGAGAAGUACAAAAUAGGACAGCUCGAUACAGACAUACAGUACAAUAAGAUGCUGGACAAAUAUUUCCCAACGAUUCCGGAUGUAUCGGAGCUGCUGCACAACGUGACGCAGCUGGUGGACGGUGACAUGCGAACCGAGAUAGCGGCCGGGCUGGAGGUGUUCACGGGGAUCAAGCGCACCGUGGACCAACACAUCCCGCGGGUGCGAGACUCCAUCACGGCCACGGGUCAGCGCCUGGCGCGCGUGGCUGAUGAACUCACGUGGGCGGCCGGCAACGCCAGUGAGCGGCUGGGACGGUCGGGCGCGCCCGAGGCGGUGCAGGACGUGUUGCGGCGCUACGGGCCGUACCGCAAGCACGUGACGCGUGCCGGCGCAGCCGCUCUGCUGGUGGUGGUGUGCAUCAUGUCUUGGGGGCUGGUGUGCGGCGUGUGCGGCAAGCGGCCCGACGCGUACGGCGCUAGCGACUGCUGCAACAAGGGCGCCGGCUCCUCCUGUCUGCUCUGCGGUAUGUGCGUGACAUUCGGCGUCGGCGGUGGCAUAGCGCUCAUGCUGCUGGUCUACUUUGCGGCCGGACUAGCUGCUCAACGACUCGUCUGCGAUCCUCUAACGGAGCCCCGCGAUAACCGCGUAUUUGCGGACGUGGAGCGCUUCGUGCAGUUCGAGCGCGUGCUGUACGACGAGCGCCUCGACCCGGACUUCAACCUGACGUCGGUGCUGGUGGACUGCCACCGCAACCGCACCAUCUACCGCACGCUGCAGCUGCACCGGCGCUACGACCUGCAGGCCGUGCGCGAGCAGACGGCGGCGCAGGUGGCGGCCAGCGUGGCGGCGCUGCGCACGGACUACCCGCCGCGCGGCCGCCCGCUGCGCAUCCUGUCGCCCGCCGCGCGCCGCAAGCUGGACCUGCUCGCCGACACCGGCCUCUCCGACUUCGACUUCGACCGCAUCCUCUACGCGCUGGAAACGAACAUGACAUCUCUCUCGCUGGACGGACUUUCGGCGCAGCUGGAGAGUACGGCGCGAGCGUUGGCCCCGCGCGGCGGUUUCGCCGAGGUGGCGCGCGACCUGCGUAGUGCUGCGGAGCAUCUCGCGAGACUGCACCGCGACGUCGUGCGGCCUAUGCUGCAGCGCACCGCGGAGCUCAACGCUACGGCGUCGGAGCUGCGCGACGUGCUGCGCUUUAACCAGUCGUCGCUGAAGGAGGCCAUUCACUACCGGAUUCGCGACACGACUGAGGUCGAACUCUUCCUUAAUACACAGGGACCCGAUCUCGUACAGAACCUGACGCGCGACUUCGCGGAGACCAUGGGCGCGCGGCUGCAGGAGUACCUGUCGAUGGUGAUGGACGCGGUGCAGACGGACGUGGGGCGCUGCGGGCCGCUGUCGCACGCCUUCAACUCGACGCGCGACGCGGCGUGUCGCGCCGUGCUCAUGCCCGCGAACGGCUACUGGAUCUCGCUGGCGUGGUGCGUGGUGCUGUUCGCGCCUCUGCUGGUGGUGGCGCAGAAGUUGGCGCGUCUCUACCGCCAUCCCGACCCGUACCCCGGACCGCUCGUCGAGGCCGAGUAUUUGUAUGACGCGUACGCGGACCGCGAUAACGUACCCCUCGCCAAUUCACAACCCGAGCCGACGUCAAGGAACGAUCCUUUCGCGCGUACGCCGCAGAGAAGCGAAGCGGGCGCACGCGCGCGCGCGAGAGCGAGGCGGCCGGCGCGUCGCACGCCGCCCUGGCGCCGCCUCUCGACGCACACCACGCGCGCAGAUAUAAUGAUAUGGCGCCAAAGCACUGGGAAGAAGGCCCACCUCGCUACCACGGACCCACUGAGUACGAGCGCCCUCCGCCAUACUACUAUCCCGGACCAAAUGAUAGACAGUAAACUCGCGCUCACGGAUCUCGACGAUGACCUGCUGAAGUAUUAAACCGUGCGAUACAACCGAUUCGCAUCGAAGAGUGACAUCGAUGUACACCGACACUAUAUUUCCCAUACAAAGAGGGCCGUUUCAAUGAAGAGUCUUGAUAUUCACAAAAUAAAUAAAACAAAAAAAACAAAAUGAAAAAAAAAAACUAUUUUUCUAGACUAAUUAAACUUAAAUCUAAACACUAAUGUCACUAGCAUCGGCCCUCGUAUUCUCUAAAGUUUAUUGUAACUUGUAAUGUAAUAUUGAUCGUAAGAAUAUAUUAUAGAUGUUGGAGUUCGGUUCUCGAUCACAGUAACUGCCAUAUUUGGACUGUCUCACGUUUUACUCCGUUAGCUAUUUUAUAUACAUGGUGUAUCCUAUCGAACGCGACUAUCAAUAUAAUUUAUAUAUUUAGUUUCAAUAAGUCGAAGUGGUUGUAUUAUAACCCGCAUUUUAUUAGAUGAGAAUGACAAAGAUUUAUCCGAACGAUAGUCGUUUGUUUUAUGUCUCGAUAGGAUACGCACAUUUCUGGCUCAAUGAUUAUUAUUAAAGUGUUUUGCGAGCAGAAUAUCGUUGGCUUUAAAUGAUUUCUGAAUGCUUUAUUUUCGUCGUAAGUCGCGGAGUCUCCGCACAAACCAAUGUCUGAUUACGAGAGAUUACGUUAGCUUCGAUCACAUAUUUAUGUAAUUAAAUUCGUUUAGCGUUUAUACACAAGUGUGAUAUAGGGAUGAGGAGAGGGCACCCUCAUGGGAGGGAGUGUAGCAACUGAUGUAGUGGUACACUGAGCGAGUACGUCAGCGAAGGAGCGGAAUCGUUGUUAGUUAAAUGUUGAUGUGACACUCCGAUUGGACUUUAUAAGAAAGUCUGAAUUAUUUCAGGAGAGUGGGAAGGGGAAAACUCGCUCGUUGUUAAAGCGAUAUUUGAAUGCAUUUAUUGUGAACCUAGUAUUAUGAAAUUUACUCUUUACUAUGUAGUCUGUAGUUGUAAGUAAGUAAGUAUAGGAAAGAUGAAAACGCCGCGCCAAACUUGAGAUACUCCGACGUUUAAUGCGAUAGCUAACAAUGAUAUACCAACUUAUAGAUUAGUAAAUGUAUUUAGCGUAAGUUCCUGCGGCCGUCGCCUGCACGCGGCCCCACUCACAGACCGACCGUCGCACGACCGUCGCGCGACCGUCGGUGCGUCCAGUUAGUGCUAGUCUCUGUGACACUAACGGUACGUUUUUAGUUUAAUUGUGAUUAUUCGUCUAGUUAAUGUUAGGUUUUUAAUCGUUGACUGGCGACUUUGUUCAAGUGAUGUGUCAUAUCGUAUUAUUUAUAGCGGUUGUACGGUUCGUCUACGAAAUGCCAAAUAACCGAUUUUAUCCGAUCGCCUGCGAGGUGAUCGAUCGUUAAUUAGCGACUUUCUAAUGAAAUGUCCGCUGAUAUGUAGCAAGGUGUGGUAAAUAACAGAGGAACAGAAAUCCGUACGAAUUUAUUUUCCAAUAGCGAAAGCUUUAACUUGCCACCUUACUUGGUCUCAGUACAGGGAUGAUCUCAAAAUAGAAAUGGCAAUUAUUGAUAAACGAAAA
Molecule: messenger RNA, 4794 nt
Organism: Vanessa tameamea
Lineage: Eukaryota; Metazoa; Arthropoda; Insecta; Lepidoptera; Nymphalidae
Product: prominin-like protein
Exons: 18
Coding region: 375-3248 (957 amino acids)
Cellular component (GO): membrane
Source: RefSeq, a predicted model, not a curated record